This is a messenger RNA of Dracunculus medinensis (Guinea worm), 528 nucleotides long. The record is from the annotation of a GenBank genome assembly. Lineage: Eukaryota; Metazoa; Nematoda; Chromadorea; Rhabditida; Dracunculidae.
AUGUCAAAGUUGGAGAAGAUAAAGGCGGAAAAUCAGCGUUCAUCGCGAUCAGUUAAACGAUGGGCGAAUUACCGUGCGAUUGGUGGAAGCAUUCCAGGCACGCGAUUUUUGCCUUUCAAAACUCCUUUGCAUUCCCACUUUUUCAACCAGAAAUCAAAUAUUGGUCCGGCGCAAUUUUUCGGAGUUAAAACAUUGGUUCAUUACGUAGAACAGCUCGGUAAAAAGAUAGGUCUUAUAAUCGACUUGACAGCUACUAAACGAUAUUAUAAUUCUGAAGAAUGGUCUCAUUUGGGUAUUGAAUACGUGAAAAUAGAAUGUCGAGGGAAUCAUAUACACAGACAGCGUGAAAAUUUCGAACAUUUUGUUAAAAUAGUUAACGAUUUCUUACAAAGGAAUAUUGAUAACGAGAACCUGAUAGGUGUUCAUUGCACUCAUGGUGUAAAUCGGACAGGAUAUGUGAUAUGUAAGUAUCUAAUCGAACAAAAUGGUUGGAACGCCGAUGAUGCUAUCAGUGGUUUCUUUUAUUGA